This is a messenger RNA of Lasiosphaeria miniovina, 2901 nucleotides long. RefSeq lists its product as uncharacterized. Gene Ontology annotation, molecular function: chromatin insulator sequence binding. Lineage: Eukaryota; Fungi; Ascomycota; Sordariomycetes; Sordariales; Lasiosphaeriaceae. The transcript is spliced from 5 exons. The record is from RefSeq and is a predicted model, not a curated record. Gene Ontology annotation, cellular component: chromosome. The coding region runs from base 95 to 2599 and encodes 834 amino acids. Gene Ontology annotation, biological process: regulation of transcription by RNA polymerase II.
GUCAUGUCGCAACAUUUGCAAUUUACAGCCAUUCCACCCGCCAGGCGUUUCCGCUCCUCCCCCAACUUCGCCUGGCUCUCCUGAAUCUAUCACCAUGGAUGGAAUUCCACAGCCGGCGGACUUGGACAUGCGCUCGUUUGGAAACUAUGCCCACUUUUCUACGCCCAGCCCGGGCAGCCAGGAGACUUUGGGUGGACUUCAGCCGUUUGGCGGUUCUCAGGAUGUCCUGCAUGAUAAUAAUCUCGCUCUGAACAAGUUCAUUCAUGACUUCAAGAAUGAAUCUUGGAACCCUCUCAGAGCCAACUCUCACGGAUUCGGAGGUAGGCAGCCCCUCGGGGUUCCCAUGAAUUUUACAACUCUAAAUUUUCCUGCCAUCUAUCGUAACACCACGGUGCCUUCCGAGUGUAGCACUGUUGUUCCCUCCGAUUCUGGCUAUGGCACUUUGGCAAACCCCUCGGUAUCUGGCGAUACGGACCAUAACACAGAGACUCAGAGUCUCAUUGUGCCACUUUCAAACCUCCAGCUCCCAGCCGGGUCAAACACAGAUGCCAUGCCAUCCGCGGAUAAGCAUCGCCAGAGGAGAGCCUGGAACCGCGGCGCUGCCACUAACUUGGGCACCAAUCCUCUUAUUUGCCCAUCCUGCGACGCGGCCGUCAGGACACAAUCAGAACUAACAAAACACGAGCAGCGCCACGCAAAACCCUUCCGUUGUGACGAGCCUGGGUGCUUGCGCAGCAAAGAAGGAUCUGGAUUCAGCACCAACAACGAUCUUCUUCGACACAAGCAGUCUGUCCACCGUGCCGAUGGAACCAAAUACCGAUGUGACAUUUCGCAGUGCAGGACCAGGUUCAAGGCGUGGCCCAGGGCGGAUAAUUUCAGAUCGCAUCUCAAGAAGAUUCACAACUAUCUUGUUGGCCCCAACGAUGAUUUAGAGAGAUUUAUCUUGCAACCGCCCAUGCGCUCAGAGUCUGUCAGUCUUCAUUCUUCCGAGGCGAUUGCACCAGAUAUGGACACGCACCCCCAUUUGGAUUCUACACCUCAUAUGCCUUGGGUUGGAUUAGAGCCAAGUCGGCUUGACUCGAUGGCAUCCCCAGGCGGAUUUACCGGACAAAUGGGCAGCAUGAUGCAACUCACGAGCCACCCACGUCUUAUGGAUGAACAGGAUUUUUCCACCCUGACUGGUGCUGGCGGAAUUCAAGUUCAGGACCAGGCGUCUUUGGAUAAUAUUAAUUUGCAGCUUGAUAUGGAUCCCGUCAUGUCUGAGUUGAAUACUCCCCAAGGUCACCUUCCAGUGGUAGAAGUUGAACCCCCUCUGCCUGAAGAGUCAGCCCCUGGAAGCCAUUCGUGCAUCGCCCCGGAUAUGUUGAGCCGUUCUGGCAUGCAAAGCCGUCAUUCGUCGGGCCAACGGGAUAUCGGACGCCAGCAGGAGGCGGAUGAAGACCGCGACUCCACUUUUGCCCAAGAAGAGGAUCGGACCGGACAGGAGGACGAGCCCAAUGUCCUUCAGCAACCAGGCGAGCUUGAACGAGACGCCGCCAUUGAGGAUGCUUCCUUGGAUGCUGAUGCAGAUGAUGACCUCGAGGACACGCAUAGUCCCUAUGAAGUCCAUUAUGACAAGCACAUCACGCUCCCCCCGCUACGAGACACGUCGGAAGGUGUCCUUGAGGGCUUCACCCCGCUCAAAUACAGCGGCAGCCCACAAACAACUAAAGCUACGGACUCUUACGAAGAGAUGGCGGAUCAUGAGACUGACGCGCGCGACUUGAUCAAGAGGUUGACGUUGAUGAAUCCAAGUGUGCUUGACAAGGUCAUACUAGAACUUGGAUAUCAAAAGUCGAAAGAAGCAGAAGCCAAGUCCAAGAAGAACCAGGCUAGCCUCACCCCCCUAGCCGCAAACACGGUGCCUUGUCCAACCUGUGGCAAGUCGUUCCAGCGGCCCUGCGAGCUCAAGAAACACGAAAAACGACAUAUUAAACCUUACGCGUGCACCUUUCCGCGAUGCGGGAAAAGUUUUGGAAGCAAAAACGACUGGAAGCGGCACGAAAACAGUCAGCACUUCCAACUCGAAGUCUGGAGAUGCGAUAUGAAGUCCAACAACGAGGAAUGCGGGAGGGUCUGCCACCGGAGAGAGACUCUCAAGUUGCAUCUGGAAAAGGAUCACGAAAUCACGGAUCAGAAGAAUAUCGAGGAGAAGUGGAACAGCUGCCGCAUCGGCCGCAACUGCGAGACACGUUUCUGGUGUGGAUUUUGCGAGAAGACGAUCGAGUUCAAGAACAACGGCGCCUUUGCUUGGACUGAGCGCUUUGACCAUAUCGACGAUCACUACAGCGGACGAGCGGAGCCGAAGAUGGACAUCUCAAAGUGGAAGGACGUUGACGCCGACAUCACACUCAACGCCUUCGAGUUGGCGCCAGGCAAGAACGCGAGGCGGGCCAAACAGAGUCCCGAAGACUCGGGGCCGCCGACCCGGCACUCAGAUAAACCUCAAAAACGAAGCGCCGAGUCGAGUGACGACGACUUUUCGCAGCGAGCCAAACGUGCCAAAGCUGGGAAUGACGUGUUUUGGUCCUGUGUAAGAUUGGUCCCCGCUGCCCCCUGAACCUACCCGUUGUCGACUCAGCUGACCCUCCCGUCUUAGUGUGCCUGCAAAAACUAUUGGAGUCCAGACAUGACGGCUACGUGUUUGGAAUCACAGUGUGGCCAUAGGCGAUGCGAUACUUGCCGAGUGAGGACACACAAUAUCACCGAGGAAAAGCGGGCUUGAAUGUCCUCCUGAUGACUUGAGUCUUGAUGGCUCGAGUCCUAAUGACUUGAGAUUUUACACGACUUGCGUAUAUAUUCUCGGUUCUCGUGUUUUAUAAGUGGAAUGAUAUUUUUGGCAUAAUACCCCUGGGAAAGAGG